AUGGAGACCACACCACUACUGCAGCGCAAUAAUGAACCACUAUCACCAUCUUCACCUGCAUUACCACUGUUGGAACAAGAAGACUACCUGCCUGGAGCUUCUAAGACCUUCAAAGGCUUCAAGUCUUUGUUUUGGAAAGAGAUUGUCAAGUUAUGGAAUAUUGCUGGUCCUAUUGCCCUCACUCUCAUCUGGCAGUAUGGUACAAAAUAG
Messenger RNA from Dovyalis caffra, 210 nucleotides. NCBI's taxonomy places the organism in Eukaryota, Viridiplantae, Streptophyta, Magnoliopsida, Malpighiales, Salicaceae. The record is from the annotation of a GenBank genome assembly.